AUGGAUGUAGAUGCUCCGAACAUAUUGAAGAGGUGCAGCAGUGCACCGUUGAUCAAUGAGGCAGCUUCCACUACAGCCACAUCGCCUACAACUAGCACUGCACCCAGGAACACAUUUUUCAGUAUGCUGUCAAAUAACAAUUUAUCAAGGAUGCGGAGAUACAGUGGAAGCAGCUUCAGCCCAUUAUCAGCACCAGUCAAUGUAACUCAAAACUCAUGGACGCCGCGGUUGACGCCGCGAGUGAACCAACUGCGGGCGGAGGAGUGCGCCGACGUUAGCAACACGCGCGAAGUGGCGCACGAACGAGAGGUCCACACCGCCAUGCAAAUGGGCCAGUCCUGCGAGGACAUCCUCACGCUGGUGGCCGGCCCGCCGCAGUCCCCCACCAGGCUACACAGGUACACACCCGCGCUACUGUAUCACGUGAUCAUAGUGGCAGCAGCACGAGCGGGAGGGCCACACCGCCAUGCAGAUGGGCCAGUCCUGCGAGAACAUCCUCACGCUGGUGGCCGGCCCGCCGCAGUCCUCCAACAGGCUACACAGCAGCACGAGCGGGAGGGCCACACCGCCAUGCAGAUGGGCCAGUCCUGCGAGGACAUCCUCACGCUGGUGGCCGGCCCGCCGCAGUCCUCCAACAGGCUACACAGUCCCGUUGGCCGCGGGGGCUUAGGUUGUAAACGGAAGGGGGAGGAAGGCACAGAGCCCCGAAGUAAACGAGCCUGCCACUCCCAUGCCCCCCCCACCCCACCCACCCCCGACUCGGACUCGUUAGACUGCACCUUCCGCCCCGUCUCGCCCCGCGCGCGCCCCAUGCCCGACUCGCCCCACUACCCCACCGACCCUAAAACUCCUGAUCCCAGUUAA
Messenger RNA from Chilo suppressalis (striped riceborer), 864 nucleotides. The record is from the annotation of a GenBank genome assembly. NCBI's taxonomy places the organism in Eukaryota, Metazoa, Arthropoda, Insecta, Lepidoptera, Crambidae.